Molecule: messenger RNA, 2305 nt
Organism: Camellia sinensis
Lineage: Eukaryota; Viridiplantae; Streptophyta; Magnoliopsida; Ericales; Theaceae
Source: RefSeq, a predicted model, not a curated record
UGCCUUUAGACCAACUCAUAACCAACCAGCCAACACGCACCACGCACAACGCACAACAUAACCGUCUCUCCCAAGUCAAAAAAUACUAUUAAUUAAUUAAUUAUUAAUUACAAAAAAAGAAAAAUAGCUUUCUUCACUCUCUUCUUCUUCCUCUGUGCUUCUGCGUAUAUCUCCGUCUAUAUCGUCUCUUCCAUAAUUGUUCGCUCCAGCCAUCGCCGCCGUAGGGUUUCUGUAUCGGACGACGGAGUCCUCGAUUUUCCGGCGAUGGAGAGUGUUAUCGGACUCGUCAAUCGCAUCCAGAAGGCAUGUACGGUCCUCGGCGACUAUGGCGCCGACAAUGCCUUGCCUACUCUCUGGGACUCUCUUCCUACCAUCGUCGUCGUCGGCGGUCAGAGUUCUGGGAAAUCUUCAGUGUUGGAGAGCAUUGUUGGUAGGGAUUUUCUCCCAAGGGGAUCAGGGAUUGUGACUAGGAGGCCUUUGGUGUUGCAAUUACACAAGACAGAGCAAGGACAAGAGGAGUAUGCCCAGUUUCUUCACCAGGCGAACAAAAAAUUCACAGACUUUUCUUUAGUACAGAAAGAAAUUCAAGAUGAAACAGACAGAGUGACUGGCAAGACAAAACAUAUUUCUCCACUUCCUAUUAAUCUCAGCAUCUACUCGCCCAAUGUUGUUAACUUAACAUUGAUAGAUUUACCUGGUCUAACUAAAGUUGCCGUAGAGGGACAGCCAGAGAGUAUUGUUCAAGACAUUGAAAACAUGGUUCACUCUUAUGUAGAGAAGCCAAAUUGCAUUAUCCUAGCCAUAACUCCAGCCAAUCAAGAUGUCGCAACAUCUGAUGCUAUCAAGCUUGCUCGAGAAGUUGAUCCUAAUGGUGAAAGGACAUUUGGUGUGCUGACAAAGCUUGAUUUGAUGGACAGGGGAACAAAUGCAUUAGAUGUUCUUGAAGGAAGAUCUUACCGACUGCAGCAUCCUUGGGUUGGAAUUGUAAACCGUUCACAGGCUGAUAUAAAUAGAAAUGUUGACAUGCUUGAUGCUAGGCGUAGGGAGCGUGAAUUCUUUGCCACCAAUCCUGACUAUGGACACUUAGCCAGCAGAAUGGGUUCGGAAUAUCUUGCAAAACUUCUCUCUAAGCAACUAGAGUCUGUCAUCAAGGCUCGCAUACCAGGUAUUAUGUCAUUGAUUAACCAAAGCAUUAACGAACUUGAAGCAGAGUUGAACCACCUUGGUAGAACAGUUGCUGUUGAUGCAGGGGCCCAGUUAUACACCAUCUUAGAGCUUUGCCGUGCAUUUGAUCGGAUAUUUAAGGAGCACCUUGAUGGAGGGCGACCCGGCGGAGAUCGGAUUUACGGAGUUUUUGACUAUCAGUUGCCUGCUGCUUUAAGGAAGCUUCCAUUUGAUCGUCACCUUUCACUGCAGAAUGUAAGGAAAGUGGUUUCAGAGGCAGAUGGAUACCAACCUCAUCUGAUUGCACCGGAGCAAGGUUACCGACGCCUUAUUGAAGGGGCCCUUAAUUAUUUUAAAGGCCCAGCAGAAGCUUCAGUGGAUGCUGUACACUUCAUUUUGAAGGAGCUUGUGAGAAAGUCAAUCGGAGAAACUCAGGAGUUGAAACGUUUUCCAACUCUCCAAGCGGACAUAGCAGCAGCUGCCAAUGAAGCAUUGGAGAGGUUCCGUGAUGACAGUAAAAAGACAGUGUUGCGAAUGGUGGACAUGGAGUCCUCAUACCUGACUGUGGAUUUUUUCCGCAGACUCCCUCAGGAAGUGGAUAAGGGAGGGAUUCCAGCUGCCUCUUCUGUGGACCGCUACACAGAGGGUCAUUUCCGGAGGAUAGGAUCAAAUGUUUCGUCUUAUGUUGUGAUGGUGUUGGAGACUCUCAGGAAUACCAUUCCGAAAGCUGUGGUGUAUUGUCAAAUUCGGGAGGCAAAGCAGUCUUUACUCGACCACUUCUAUACACAAAUUGGGAAAAAGGAGGGCCGGCAGCUUGCAGAAUUGCUUGAUGAAGAUCCGGUGUUAAUGGAGAGGAGGCAGCAAUGUGGGAGGAGGCUUGAAUUAUACAAGUCUGCCAGGGAUGAAAUUGAUUCUGUGUUAUGGACUAGAUGAAGAUGAGCAAGAUGGAUAUGCAUCAUUCAUGCAUGUAUAGAGCGAUUCCUUCAUAAUAUGGCAAUGAAGAUUUAUGAUUGUUUUGAUUUUGUUCAGUUUAUGGUCCCUCUUUUAGCUUUGCAAGCUUAUAAUAGUUUUCUUGAGUUUGGAUGCUGAAACAUUGUGACAUAUAACUUGUUUCUCUCCUUCAUUUGGAUUUUGUGCUAUA